Drosophila kikkawai is the source of this 723-nucleotide messenger RNA. RefSeq names its product Golgi-associated plant pathogenesis-related protein 1. Gene Ontology annotation, cellular component: extracellular region. The record is from RefSeq and is a predicted model, not a curated record. NCBI's taxonomy places the organism in Eukaryota, Metazoa, Arthropoda, Insecta, Diptera, Drosophilidae.
AAAAAACCAAGCAAUCUUAUCAUUAUGCAUAAGUCAGUACAACUAUAAUUAUUUCUCGGCUCAUACACAAGUCAAAAAAUCACAAAGCUAUGGAAGAUGUCAAAAUUUUAAUAGUACUGUUCCUGUAUUGGUUCUCGGCAGUGCAGGGUUGUGGCCAGGGUGCACAGAUUGGCCUCGAUGAGCACAAUCGACUGAGAAAAUUACACGGGGUUCCUGACCUCACCUUAAAUGAGGGCCUAUGCAAGAGAUCCGCCGAAUAUGCUGAGGAAUUGGCGCAAAAAAAGAAUUUGCAGCAUUCAGAGGCCAAGGGCGAGUACGGUGAAAACCUGUGUUUCCGCUCGCACAAUCCCGAGAAAUGUGUUCAAAAUUGGUACGAUGAAAUCCAUUUGUAUGACUUUUCGAACCCAAAAUUUUCAUACGCAACCGGACACUUUACGCAACUGGUAUGGAAAGCAUCAACCGACUUGGGUUGGGGGGAAGCCCAGGAUUCCGAUGGGACCACUUACGUCGUGGCGAUGUACACCCCGUCCGGCAACGUAAAUGGGCAGUUUGAAGAAAAUGUUCCCAGGGCUAAGAAUUCGGCAUUAGGCAAGAUUACGGUUUCAAUUAGUGCAAUGAUUGUUUCAAUCUGUUUCGGACUGCUAAAUCUAGCAAACUGACUUUCAUAGCUGUAAACUUUUUGUAAAUAAUAGAUACGGCAUAUUAUAAUUUUUCACAAGAGAA